AUGGAAGUUAAACUCAUUUCAACAGAAAUGAUCCAACCUUCAUCUCCAACACCAAAUCAUCUCAGAAACUUUAAUCUUUGUCUCUUGGAUCAGCUCAUUCCAGCUCCCUAUGCACCUAUUUUACUCUUCUAUCCCAAUCUUGACGAUAUUAAAGUCCACGAAAAAUCAGCAUUGUUAAAGAAAUCACUAGUUGAUACGUUGUCUCGCUUUUAUCCACUAGCAGGGAGGUUUAAAGAUGAACUCACCAUCGAUUGCAACGAUCAAGGAGUUAAUUAUGUUACAACUAAGGUUAAUUGCCAUCUAAUCGCGUUUCUAAACGAACCAAAACUCGAAUCAAUGGACCAAUUUCUUCCUUGUCAACCUCCUUUUAAGGUAUUAGCUGCAGGGGAUUAUGUGACUAACAUUCAAAUUAAUAUUUUUGAAUGUGGUGGAAUUGCAAUUGGUUUAUGUAUAGCACAUAAAAUUCUUGAUGGAGUAGGGCUAAGUACAUUUCUCAAAUAUUGGGCUGGAUUAGCCUGUAGUUCAAAUGAAGUACAAUUGCCUAAUUUAAUGGCUAAUUACUUUUUUCCAGCUGAGGAUUUGUGGUUAAGAGACACAUCUAUGACCAUGUGGAGUUCAAUAUUCAAGAAAGGUAAUUUUAUUACAAGAAGAUUUGUUUUUAAUGCCACUGCUAUAAACAACCUUAAAACUAUGUCAACUAGCUCACAUAUAAAACAUCCUACUAAAGUUGAGGUUGUUUCAUCUUUUAUAUGGAAAUGUUCAAUAGCUGCAUCCAAACAGAAAAAUUGUUCGAAUUCGCUACUAACACACAUUGUGAACUUGAGAAAAAGAGCAGCACCAGCUUUGGCUGAAAACAUUCUUGGAAAUCUUCUUUGGCUAUCAAGUGCAAAGAAUACAGCAAAACAUGAAAUGGGGUUGCCUGAUUUGGUGAAUCAAGUACGAAAAUCUAUAUCGAGGAUCGAUGAUCAUUAUAUCAAAAAACUACGAGGCGAUGAAGGGUUUAAUUUGAUGAGAAAAUCUCUUAAGGAAAUUGGAGAUUUUUGCUCAAAAGGUGCAGAUCAUUAUGGAUUUACUAGUUGGUGUAAGUUUGGAUUCUAUGACAUUGAUUUUGGAUUUGGAAAACCAAUAUGGAUUAGCAGUAUAAGUUCAAGGUGUUCAUUUUUCAUGAAUCUUAUUAUACUUAUGGAAACUAAGUGUGUUGAUGGAAUUGAAGCAUGGGUGACAUUGGAUGAGGAAGAAAUGAACAUGUUAGUUGGUAAUCAAGAGCUCUUGGUUUUUGCUUCUAUAGACCCUAGCCCUCUUACUAUUUUAAGACCCUAG
This is a messenger RNA of Nicotiana attenuata, 1320 nucleotides long. RefSeq names its product vinorine synthase-like. Lineage: Eukaryota; Viridiplantae; Streptophyta; Magnoliopsida; Solanales; Solanaceae. Bases 1 to 1320 code for a protein of 439 amino acids. The transcript has a single exon. The record is from RefSeq and is a predicted model, not a curated record.